Fusarium pseudograminearum CS3096 is the source of this 1716-nucleotide messenger RNA. RefSeq lists its product as uncharacterized. Gene Ontology annotation, biological process: transmembrane transport. The record is from RefSeq and is a predicted model, not a curated record. Gene Ontology annotation, molecular function: transmembrane transporter activity. Bases 1 to 1716 code for a protein of 571 amino acids. The transcript has 4 exons. NCBI's taxonomy places the organism in Eukaryota, Fungi, Ascomycota, Sordariomycetes, Hypocreales, Nectriaceae.
AUGCCGCGUGUGGAUAGCUUCAGUAAUUCCCAAAGGCGAGACACAAUGCCUGCAAGUGAAUCAAGUGAUACUGUGCGCGAACCUUCUCCAUGCCAUCAAAUACAUCAUCUCGAUGAACUAGACGCUCAAUCCCGGUAUGAAGAGGAAACGGCAGACCGAGGCAUUGGCGCCCUUCACAACAUCCACUCACGGACACGAAGUCGUACCGACGAGACGCUCAUCAGCUGGGAAGUUGACGAUCCGGAGAAUCCAGUCAAUUGGUCAAAUACGAAGAAGAAACUGGUUGUUUUAUGUACCUCGAUGCUAGUCAUCAACUCAACCAUGGGUUCAGCCCUUCCCAGUAUGGCAAUACCAGAUAUAAUCAAAGACUUCAACAUCACAUCAGAAGAACAAAGUGUGCUUCCCAUCUCUGUAUACCUUAUCGGCUACGUCUUGGGUCCCAUCGUCUGGGGUCCUCUCAGCGAACAUUAUGGCCGUCGAAAUCUAAGCUUCGUCACCUUUUGUCUCUUCACCAUCUUCACUAUGGCCUGCGCUGUCGCUCCGUCAUGGGCGGCGUUAUUGAUCUUUCGAUUCUUCUGCGGCGCCUUUGCAAGUUCGCCCAUUGCCAUUGUCGCUGGUAUCUUGGCGGAUAUUUAUGACGACCCUCGCACGAGGGGCAGGGCAUUUGCUAUUUUCAUGGUGUGUACCACUGGGGGUCCCAUCUUAUCCCCGAUCCUCUCCGGUUUCGCUGGUCCCAACAUUGGCUGGCGCUGGGUCUUUUGGAUUGCUCUCAUGAUCGCUGGUGUUACCGUCGUCCUGAUCGUUUUUCUCCCUGAGACAUAUGGCCCGAUUCUCUUGUCGCGCCGCGCUCAAAAACUCCACAAGCAAGACCCGUCAUCUCGUGCCAUUGCACCGCGAGAUCUUGAGACAACAGAUCUCAGACAGCUUCUCACCGUGGUCCUCACUCGUCCCCUCCGUAUGCUCAUCUUUGAGCCUAUCGUGACAACGACAUGCACUUAUCUCGCUCUCGUCUAUGCCAUAUUCUACAUGUCCUUCCAAGCGUUUCCCAUCAUCUUCCAGGACGUCUAUAGCCUCUCACCCGGUGUUACAGGCCUCGCUUAUCUUCCUAUUUUCGGCGGUGCAGCUCUGUCUCUUCCCAUUUUCUGGACUUGGGAUAACGUUCUUGCCCGUGCGACAGAACGAAACGACUCCUGGGUUCGCCGCGAAGAAUACCGUCGCCUUCCUCUAGCUUGUUUGGGUGGUCCGCUCUUUGUUGUCUCUCUUUUCUGGCUCGGCUGGUCUGCUCGUGAUGACAUACCUUUUGCAGUGCCUAUGCUAGCCGGUAUCCUUUUCGGAAUGGGCUUUUUGUUGAUCUUUAUGGCUAUGCUGAACUAUCUUACGGAUGCGUACGAGAUAUUCGCUGCCUCUGCGAAUGCCGCUUCCUCAACGACACGGUCUCUCUUUGCUGUUGUAUUGCCACUCGCUACAAAACCAAUGUUUCGCCAACUGAAUAUCAAUGGCGCAUGCUCUCUUCUCGGAGGCCUUAGUGCACUCAUGUGUUUCAUUCCAUUCAUUUUCAUCUGGCAGGGCCCCAGGAUUCGAGCUCGCUCCAAGUUUUGUAUCGCACUACGUGAGAGGAAAGUGGAGAUGCAACGUAAGGAAGAAGAAGCAAAAGCUAGAAAGGACCGGUAUGAUCUAAGAUACGCAGAAAAGGGCAAGGAGGAUGAAGCUGUCUAA